AUCUGUAUUUUAACAGGGCUUUCUAUUGUUAAAAGAGAUGCAGAGGAGGAGGGAGGUGGCGGAGAUGAGACCAACUCCGGAGGGGGCGCCAACUCGGACACAGACAGUUCAGACGGGGAGAAUGAACAGAGUUCGAACGCUCAGAGUGCAGUGGAGAAGCCACACCCUUGCUCCCAGUGUGGCAAGACCUUCAUCACCGUGGGGAGCCUGAAGAGGCACACACAGACUCACAGCGGAGAGAAACCCCACCGGUGCUCCGUCUGCGGGAAAUGUUUCUCACGCUCAGAUGACAUGAAGAGACACCUCACCAUCCACACAGGAGAGAGGGUGAGCCACGUCUGUCAUCAGUGUGGGAAGACUUUCACCAGUCUGGGAGGGCUGAAGAAACACCAGAUGACCCACACAGGAGAGAAGCCGUUCCAGUGUUCUGAGUGUGGGAAAGGUUUCACUGCGCAGGGUAACCUCAAGAUCCACCAGCUCAUCCACACAGGGGAGAAACCGUACCAGUGCUCCCAGUGUCAGAAAAGCUUCUCCCGGCUGGCCCACUAUAAAGACCACCAGCAGACUCACCGGGAGGAGAAACCGUACCACUGCAAUGACUGUGGGAAAAGCUUCUCCUACUUCAAGUCGCUCAAGUGCCACCAGAUGAUCCACAAAGGGGAGAACCUCCACCACUGCUCCGUAUGUGGUAAAGGGUUCGCCAUCCGCGGCAACCUGAAGACCCAUCUGCAGACACACACCAAGGAGAAACCACACCAAUGCUCAGAGUGCGGGAAACGGUUCUCCCGAGCCCACGACCUGAAGAAACACAAGCUGCUCCACACGGGGCAGAAGACCUACCACAUUUGCCAGUGUGGCAAGAGCUUCACGGAGCUGGGGAACCUGCGGACCCACCAGAGAACCCACACCGGAGAGAAACCAUUCUGCUGUUCCUUCUGCGGCCGAACCUUCUUGCGUGCUGGAGACCUGAAGAGCCACCAGCGGACACACACCGGAGAGAAACCUUUCAUCUGCUCCAUAUGUGGGACCAGUUUCGCCCAAUCUGGCAACCUAAAAGUGCAUCAGAUCACACACACUAAAGAGAGGCCGUACCCUUGUACUGUCUGUGAUAAGGGGUUCACCACACCGGGGAGUCUGAAGCUACACAUGAGGACACACACCGGGGAGCGGCCUUUCCUGUGUAGCGCAUGUGGGAAAGGGUUCACGGCGUCAGGGCAGCUGAAGAGGCACCAAGAGUGUCACAUGAGAGACACUGUCCAAUCAUCUCCUAGUGAAGACACGGCGGUGGCUUCAAAAUAAUAGUCCUCUCUAAGCGGACUACAAAAUAAGAGUACUGGAAACGUGCCAAUGUGUGUCUGAACUGUGAUCAUGAUGGGAGGUUUUAUUGCUUCAUGAUGUCCCUAAUG
Molecule: messenger RNA, 1406 nt
Organism: Oncorhynchus nerka (sockeye salmon)
Lineage: Eukaryota; Metazoa; Chordata; Actinopteri; Salmoniformes; Salmonidae
Product: zinc finger protein 883-like
Exons: 7
Biological process (GO): regulation of transcription by RNA polymerase II
Cellular component (GO): nucleus
Molecular function (GO): DNA-binding transcription factor activity, RNA polymerase II-specific; sequence-specific DNA binding
Source: RefSeq, a predicted model, not a curated record